AUGUUGUUUCUAUACAUACUUAGUUGGGUUGCUCUAAUUAUUCAGUUAUGCAUUGUCACAUUAUCUAUUGCUGCUGGCUUGUUCUACUUGGCAGAGCUGGUCGAGGAGUACACUGUCAUGACUGGAAAAAUUAUCAAGUAUUUAAUUUAUUGUACAAUCUGCGUCUACAUUGGAAUGCUGAUUUUUGAGGAUUUUACGCUGACGAUGAUCUUGGGUGGUCUGGCCAGCUGUGCUGCUCAUCUCUUUAUACUCCAACAUUUCCCAUAUUUUUACUUGUCUUCACCACCUUUUGUUAGUGCUGUAGUUCUCCUGUUAUUCAACCACUAUGUGGCUUUCUCAUAUUUUUCAACAAACUGGUAUCCAUUUGCUGAGGUGCUUGCUUACUUUACUUUGUGCUUGUGGUUGGUGCCAUUUGCAUUUUUUGUAUCUCUCUCUGCCAAUGAAUAUGUCUUGCCAACAACUUCUGGAAUACCUGGCAUGACUGAAACAGAUGACAGUGACGUGGUUAGCAAUUAUUUCCGGAAAAAUAAAAAGAAAUUUGGGUUGCUCUCAUUUCUCAAGUCCGCCCAGGAGAGUGUUCUUCCUCAGAGGAUGCGAAAGCAGUUUUAA
Molecule: messenger RNA, 609 nt
Organism: Candidula unifasciata
Lineage: Eukaryota; Metazoa; Mollusca; Gastropoda; Stylommatophora; Geomitridae
Source: the annotation of a GenBank genome assembly